Rhizophagus irregularis DAOM 181602=DAOM 197198 is the source of this 585-nucleotide messenger RNA. NCBI's taxonomy places the organism in Eukaryota, Fungi, Glomeromycota, Glomeromycetes, Glomerales, Glomeraceae. The record is from RefSeq and is a predicted model, not a curated record.
AUGUCGGACGUGGUUAAGGAUUUUAAUACAGAGGAGCUUAUCGAUUAUUUGGGGAGGAAAGACCUGAAGCUCAAGGAGACUCACUUUAAAAUUUUACGCAAGGAAGAAAUUACUGGUCUUGCCUUUCUCAAGUUAACUAAAGAGGACUUUCGCAGUAUUGGCUUCGCUUUAGGUCCAGCAACAGUUCUCGCAGAAAUCAUUGAAGUCAAUGGGGAAGACAUAAUAAACAUCAAGCAGUUUACUCCUGUCUUCGAGGAGAUCAAUGAUGAUGAUAAGGCAUUCGAACACUGUAUGGAAGACAUUAUAUUAAAACUUUCAAAUGUGGAAACCAUGACCGACGCCAACGAGGCGACGCGCUGUGAAUUUAUUUCAUCGAUUCUCCAUGCAUCCAUCGCUAUAGCUAAAAAACUUACCUCCCAAGAUAUAUUUAUAGUUUUACAGAAAGAUAUAUCCGGUGAGGAUGCAACAGGCAGAGUAGACUACGCAAUCAAAGUCUGGAAGACCUCCUCUGUAUUACCAAAGGGAAGCCACGCAAUAUUAAGAUUGGUUAUGCUCAGAAAUUUACAUGUUAUCGUUUCACAAUAA